This is a messenger RNA of Callithrix jacchus (white-tufted-ear marmoset), 369 nucleotides long. Lineage: Eukaryota; Metazoa; Chordata; Mammalia; Primates; Cebidae. The record is from RefSeq and is a predicted model, not a curated record.
AUGCCCAAGGGUGGGUGCCCCAAAGUGCCACAGCAGGAAAGCCUUUCCCUCUACAGCGACAUGCUGGAGAAGUGGACUGGUAAAAAGGAUAAAGUUUCUCUAACCAAGACCCCAAAGCUGGAGAGUGGUGAUGGCAGGAAGGAGGUGAGGGAGCGAGCCAGCAAGCGGAACCUGCCCUUUACUGUGGGUGCCAAUGGGGAGCAGAAGGACUCAGACACAGGACCGCUGGGGUCCUGCUUGUCCUGGGGCAGCCACGAGGAGCCCUCGUCAGGAGCACCUUGGGCUGAAGCUGCCUGCCCCUCUACACGUGGAUGUUUCUUUGGAACAAGGGGAACAGUUAUGAUUUUCUUACUUUGCUUUGGCCUGUGA